This is a messenger RNA of Cajanus cajan (pigeon pea), 1030 nucleotides long. RefSeq names its product translocon-associated protein beta (TRAPB) family protein. The record is from RefSeq and is a predicted model, not a curated record. Gene Ontology annotation, cellular component: membrane; endoplasmic reticulum. Lineage: Eukaryota; Viridiplantae; Streptophyta; Magnoliopsida; Fabales; Fabaceae.
UGACAAAAAAUAAGAUGGGGAGUAUUUGUUUGCAUCGAACCCUAGUGUUGGGAAUUGGCACAGAUCACAAAACCACAUAAACAAAGAGUCCCACGUUCUCUUCGCAUUGACUCUCUCUCUCUCUCUCUUCCUCUUCACAGUGCCAAUGGCGGAUCCAAUCUUGAAGGCUCUGAUUGCGUUUGCGCUCUUAGCUUCUCUCUUCCUUUCCUCGCACGCUUCCUCCGAUGUUCCUUUCAUCGUCGUUCACAAGAAGGCCACCCUCAACAGGAUCAAGUCCGGUGCUGAAAGGGUUUCCGUCACCGUCGACAUCUACAACCAAGGAACCUCGACGGCUUAUGAUGUAAGUUUAGCAGACGAUAACUGGCCAAGUGAUGCUUUUGAUGUAAUCAGUGGAAGCACUUCUAAGUCAUGGGAAAGGCUUGAUGCUGGUGGCAUCCUUUCUCACACAUUUGAGCUGGAUGCAAAAACCAAAGGGGUAUUUUCUAGUGAUCCAGCUGUUGUAAAGUUCCGUGUUCCCACAAAGUCUGCUUUACAGGAAGCAUAUUCAACUCCCAUAAUUCCUUUGGAUGUUCUUGCUGAUAGACCUCCUGAGAAGAAGUUUGAAUGGGCUAAGAGGUUGCUGGCUAAGUACGGAUCUCUAAUCUCAGUGAUCUCCAUUGUGGUCCUGUUCGUUUACUUGGUAGCCACACCAUCAAAAUCCAGUGCAAAAGGAAGCAAGAAGAAGCGUUAAUCAUCAGCAAAUUAGUGCAUUUGCAUUCAGGGGCAUUUUGGAGGCUAGAUGGUGAUAUUCUGUCGACUGUCGUUGGUCAGUUUUUACCUGGUUGUUGGACUUUUUUGAAUGAAUGGUUAAAUGAGUUAGUGAGAGAACAAAUUAAUUUCUUUACGGCGUAGCCUGAACAGUUGUUUUCAGUUCUCACUGGACCCAUGUAUCUUAGUUAGUGAAAGUAUAUUUAAUGGUUACAUGAUUUCAUAGCUACUUUAGAUUCAAUAGCAUAUAUUAUGAUGAUCUUUAAGUUCGAUUCCAUGGUAA